Molecule: messenger RNA, 1197 nt
Organism: Mesocricetus auratus (golden hamster)
Lineage: Eukaryota; Metazoa; Chordata; Mammalia; Rodentia; Cricetidae
Product: upstream-binding factor 1-like protein 1
Exons: 1
Coding region: 1-1197 (398 amino acids)
Source: RefSeq, a predicted model, not a curated record
AUGGAAUCGUUUGAUAAACAACAUCACUGGUCAGAAAGAGACAUUCUGAAGUUACUGGAAUGCAUGAAAAAUAAUAUCCCCUCAGACGACUUCCGAUCGUUCAAAAAGACCCAGGAAGAUCUAGAUUGGGACAAAGUGGCUUUUAACCAUUUUGCGGGAAAAAUGUGCAAAGAAAAGUGGAUGCAGAUUUCUCAUAAUUUGAGGAAGUACCGCACACUCUCAGAAUUAGUUCUGGAAGCCUCUGAACUUACUAAAGAACCUCGCAAAUGUAAGACAGUGAAGAAACAUCCUGACUUCCCCAAAAGACCCCUGACUGCCUAUCUGCGUUUUUACAAGGAGCAUCGGGCCAAGUACUGUCAGAUGUAUCCUAAGUACAACAACCUACAGCUGACCAAAAUCCUGGCUGAGAAAUACAACAAGCUGCCAGGAGAGGUCAAGGAGAAAUAUAUUCAGGCCUUCCAGAAGGAGAAACAAGAAUUUAAGGAAAAAAUAACUAAAUUCAGGGAAAAUCACAGUGGUGCAGAGCAAUCUAAGGAAUCUGUGGUGAUCAGGAACCACCAAACCAAAAUCCCUAAGAAAAUACAAGGAGACAGGAAAAUCGUAAGGUCCCCUCUAAAAAAGGAAUCUCCCAAAGCACUUCCCGCAGUGUUGAAAUUUCAGAGAGAACCCAAGAGACCCCCUAUGAAUGGGUACCACAAAUUUCACCAAGAUUCGUGGUCAAGUCUGGAGCUGCGCCAUCUACCCCUUAGGAAGCGCCGUGUUGAAAUUAGCAGACUAUGGCAGCAAGUCCCAGCGAGCCAGAAAGAGCAUUAUGGCCGUCAGGCUGAAGAGCUACAGAAACAAUACUGGGUGAAAAUGGACCUCUGGCUCAAGGGAUUGUCACCAGAGGAGAAUGAUGCAUACAAAGAGGCAAGGGCCACCUCUGGGAAGCGAAACAACUUUGCCAAGUCUGGAGGUCCAAGCCCCAAAUGUCAACCAAUGCAUCCGGAGGCCAACUCAGCAAAGGAGCUGCAAGUCAAGCCUGUAAAAAUGCAAGGAACGCUGGUUCCUAGAGCAGAUUCCCCAAAGAGUAUUCAGGGCCACGAUGGAGGCUCACAGGCAUCCAGGCAGAAUAUGAAUACAAUGGAAGAUGGCAAAAAGGAGGGCUCUAGCAGCUCCUCAGACUCUAUCAGUACAGACGAAGGUGGAGAUGACUGA